AUGCCCGUAGCAACAGGAGGCAUCCGGGCGUUCCUCCGGGAAAACCUUCUCACAUUCCUGACUGUGAUCGGCGUGGUGGCGGGCACGCUCCUAGGAUGCGGGUUGCGGGCUUCGGGACACGAGUUCACGCGGCGGGAGGUCAUGUACUUCCAGUACCCUGGAGAGCUGUUCCUGAGGAUGCUCAAGUGUCUAAUAGUGCCAUUGUUGGUGUCUUCUAUAGUGUCGGCUAUUGGCUCGCUAGAUUUAAGCCUUUCUGGCAGGGUGGGUCUCCGGGCGAUCGUGUACUACAUGACGACGACAGUGUGCGCCGUGAUGCUGGGCAUCGCGCUGGUCACCACCAUCAAGCCCGGCAUAAGCUCCUCCAACUACCAGCAGCCGAACACCACGAAUAAGGUGCUCACCAAGGACACGCUAACGUCCGACACGCUGCUGGAUCUCAUAAGAAACGUGUUCCCGGAGAACAUCGCUCAAGCUACAAUCGCGUCCUACAGAACUAAACUCACUUACGAUGGAAUCGAAAAAGGAGCCAUUAAAGGCCACCCAGAGACGUAUAAAAUCGACGGCGAGUAUCAGCCUGGCAGCAACGUGCUGGGGCUGGUCGCGUUCAGCAUCCUGCUCGGCAUCACACUGGGGAAGAUGGGCGACCAGUCGAAACCGCUGCAGGACUUCUUUCAGUCCAUGUCGGAGGCCAUGAUGAUUAUCACUGGCUGGGUUAUUUGGCUCUCCCCCCUCGGCGUCUUCUUCCUAGUAACAGCCAAGAUCAUGGAGAUCGACUCGUUCUCGGACCUGGUGGGCCGGCUGGGCAUGUACUUCAUGACGGUGCUGCUGGGGCUGUUCCUGCAUGGCUUCGGCACCCUCAGCAUCCUGUUCAUCUUGGCCACCAAGAAGCUGCCGUGUCGGUACAUCGCGAAGAUGGGGCAGGUCAUGGCCACUGCGUUUGGAACUGCUUCUAGUUCAGCAACCAUGCCGAUUACGAUAGGCUGCUGCGAUGACAUGGGGCUGGACCCUCGCAUCACGCGCUUCGUGAUCCCCAUCGGCGCCACCAUCAACAUGGACGGCACGGCGCUCUAUGAAGCCGUGGCCGCCAUCUUCAUCGCGCAGCUGCGCAAGGUCGACAUGUCUUUCGGCAAGAUCAUUGCUGUGAGUGUGACUGCGACGGCGGCGAGCAUAGGCGCAGCGGGCAUACCCCAGGCCGGGCUGGUCACCAUGGUCAUGGUGCUGGACACCGUCAACCUGCCCGCUGAGGACGUGUCCAUUAUUCUCGCGGUCGACUGGCUGCUUGACCGAUUCCGGACUACGAUCAAUGUGGUGUGCGACGCGCUGGGCGCCAUCAUUGUGACGUCACUGUCGCAGGGCGACAUCGAGAAGACCCGCGCGCUGCAGAACGACCGUGCUGAGGGCGCCAACACGCACGAACUUGCAGAGCUGGAGAAGGGCGACCAUUGAACGCCCGUGGGGAAGCCAUUACUUAUAUGCGCGCGAUU
Cydia splendana is the source of this 1484-nucleotide messenger RNA. RefSeq names its product excitatory amino acid transporter 3 (gene Eaat1). Gene Ontology annotation, cellular component: plasma membrane. The coding region runs from base 1 to 1446 and encodes 481 amino acids. Gene Ontology annotation, biological process: L-glutamate transmembrane transport. The record is from RefSeq and is a predicted model, not a curated record. NCBI's taxonomy places the organism in Eukaryota, Metazoa, Arthropoda, Insecta, Lepidoptera, Tortricidae. Gene Ontology annotation, molecular function: L-glutamate transmembrane transporter activity; glutamate:sodium symporter activity; neutral L-amino acid transmembrane transporter activity. The transcript is spliced from 8 exons.